GAGACUUUUAUUUUGAAAAGCCAGCGAUCACGAGCAUCAGGAGUUUCCGUCAAAUUUAAGAGCUACAGUGCCGCCUACUCUCCUCCGCUAAAGGUGAUUUCAACCGCAUUUUUUAGCGCGUCUGUCAUUAUUAUUUCCAUAUACGUUAUAAAGCUACUAUGACUAUCGUGUAGGCUACAGUAAGAGUAAGGCAGCUCUGACAGUAAAUCGAGUUUGCCGUCCUGCCCUAGACCGAGAGAUUUUCAGACACAGUCCGAAAAUUAAAAACUUGUUUCAAAUUGUUGCAAUAGAGUAAAAUCUGCCUUCUUUAACCAACGAUUAUAGCGAAACACCAGCGUAGGAACUUUCCUAACACAGAAAUGUCACCGUGUGGCGCUCCCGCCCUGAACCGGAAGUUGUGAAGUAGACAAAGCGCGGACGCGGCUUCGGGGAGACGGUCGUCGCUGGACCAAUGGCAGCGUCGCUUCCCAGGUUGUGCGGUCUGUUCAAACGGGCCAUAACCUGCCACGUGGGCUGCGCGGGACGGCCGCAGCCUUUCCGGGGUCUGCUUGCCACAGCCGGGGGAAAGGCCACGGGGGGUCCGGCAUCGACCUCGGCUUGCAGGCUUAGCGUGCAGCAGGCGAUGGACCUCUGGAGACAGAUGUUUGAGCGGUCCGGUGUCUCCGAGCCAGCCCUCUCCAGCCAGUACAUCAUCGCGCACGUGAUGGGGGCCAAAACAAUUGAGAGCCUGGGGUCUCGGAGGCUCAGCGAGAUGCUGACGGAAAGGCAGGCGCAGUGUAUCUGGGAGCUGUGCCGCAAGCGUCUCUCCAGGAUGCCGGUGCAGUAUAUCAUCGAAGAGUGGGACUUCAGAGACAUCACUCUGAAGAUGAGGCCCCCAGUGUUCAUCCCACGCCCAGAGACGGAGGAGCUGGUUGGUUUGGUGCUGUCGGACCUGCUGGCCACUCAGGGAGCAGGUGUGGCUGCUCUGGAGGUGGGCUGUGGCUCUGGGGCCAUAUCUCUCAGUCUGCUUCACGCGCUUCCACAGCUCCAAGUCAUAGCCGUGGACAGGAGUCGGGACGCCGUGGCUCUGACCAGGGAAAACGCACACAGGUUAAGGCUCCAAGAUAGACUGGAAGUUCACCAAAUGGAUAUGAUUCUCGAUGCAGAGGACCUUCUGAGGGACUGGAGUCCCGUUGAUCUCCUGGUCAGCAACCCUCCAUACGUGUUCUCUCAGGAUCUGGCUGCUCUCGAACCCGAAAUCCUCAAGUUUGAGGACUCGGACGCGCUGGACGGGGGUGCUGAUGGACUCCGGGUUAUACAACAGAUUUUGACUCUGGCACCACACCUUCUGAAGGACGGGGGGAGGGCGUACCUGGAGACGGACCCUCGCCAUCCCCCUUUGAUCCGGCAGUACGUGGAGGAACAUGCGGCGGCUGGUUUGCGGUACCUUCGCACGCACCGCGACGUCACGGGGAGGCCACGCUUCAGCGUCUUGAAGAAAGAAGGAGCAGGGCACUGAAGACAACACGGAGACUGGGAGGGUCGGAUGAGUCAGGAUUCCCUUCUCCGGGGACUGCUGCUCUUCCGGCUCCUCGGGGCCCCGUGUAGGAAGUCUGCGAAACCCGGAACUUUGCCCCGCGUUCAGGGCCAUAGCAGCUAUGCUAGAAUCGAGAGCCAAAAGCAAGGCUGGGUUCCCGUGGCACUUGACGGGGGGCGGAGGCAGGGACGGGUUUUUGUUUUGGUGCCUACGCUCCAUCGGAGCCGACGUCAGUCGUUAAAAAAUAACCCGAAAAAACAUCGAGUCGCACCUCAGCCGCACUGUCUUUGAGCGUUUGUUCCCGAGUUCUGGCCUCGUUGUUGUCGUGGGGUUGCGCGGGUUGAAGGUUAACGUGUUUACGGCGAACAACAGGCUUCGAGUAGCGAGGAGCAGCGAAACAGAGCAGCGAUUCUUCUUAUCUCUUAUUUAUUCAGCUGUGUUUUGCGUUCUUCUCUGCGAGGGACAAACAUUAUGUAACGCUCUUCAGUUGUUCUUUCUUAAAUCA
This is a messenger RNA of Scleropages formosus (Asian bonytongue), 2021 nucleotides long. It is a transcript of the gene hemk1, whose product is annotated as HemK methyltransferase family member 1. Lineage: Eukaryota; Metazoa; Chordata; Actinopteri; Osteoglossiformes; Osteoglossidae. The coding region runs from base 452 to 1498 and encodes 348 amino acids. The record is from RefSeq and is a predicted model, not a curated record. Gene Ontology annotation, biological process: protein methylation. Gene Ontology annotation, cellular component: mitochondrion. The transcript has 11 exons. Gene Ontology annotation, molecular function: nucleic acid binding; protein methyltransferase activity.